AUGCCAAGUGUGAAAACGCCAACCGAUGAAUAUGAUGCACCAGCUACCGGUACCAUUGUCAAUGAAAACAGCAGUGUGGCGUCCGCUUCAGAGUGGACUGAGAGCGAGAGCACCCGUGAUCGUCAAACUCUGGUCGUAUCCUGUGAAGCAGAUGCUCGUACAGGCCAGAAGGCCACGGUGGAUUAUUCGACUGGGUCGUCUACUGAUUGUACGGUGCCAAGCCAACCUCCAUUCGAGGGACUUGAUUUGAUAAAGCCAUUGCAUGAAAGUGCAAACAAUGAUGGUCAUUCUCCAUUUGCCGAUGACGCCUCUGCCCAUUACAGUGCUUUGACUUCCUUGUCGGGAUUCUCAAAGGACCUCGUCCCAUCCAUAGUCAUUGGAACGGAAACGACAAGGCAAAUUGCGGACCCUACUUCUAACCGAAUAAGUGGAGCUUCCAUCCGAAAUGAUGCAAGACAGUCAGAACUCAUGAUUUUGAACACUGAAAAUCGUCGUUCGUCGAUAGCAAUGGAAUCGCUCACCAUCAACAAGCUGAAAUUCUCGUCCCUCGGUGUGGUUGGAAGAGAUCGAGAAAUAUCAGUAUUGGAGUCAUGUUUUGGUAGACUUUUAUCCAGCAGUCAAGGAACCGAAAAUCGUACAGCGGACGAUCCAACGCCACCAAUACAUAAUGAGCUCGUUUUCAUUCAGGGAUACAGUGGCAUUGGGAAAUCAACAAUGGCACGGUCUUUACAAACGAUUGUAGAAAAAUCUCCAGAUGGGGUGUACGUCGAAGGAAAGUAUGAAUUCACUUCAACGGACGAGCCAUAUUCCGGUGUCGCACAAGCCUUCGGGAAAUUAUGCGAUCGAUUCGGUGACUGUUCGAAAGAAACGGUUUCCGAGAUCUCGGACAUAAUCAUGGAUACAAUGAAAGAAGAAGCAAUAAUGCUGAUGGGACUUAUACCGGAGCUCAGCAUCUUUUGGAAUACUGACGAAACUACGCCCAGGAACGCCCUUAGCGAAGCACACAAUUUUGGUAACGAUCAUGAACGAUGGAAGUAUGCCUUCCGCACAUUAACACAAAUCCUUGGCUCGCACUUAUCUCCUAUCGUUAUCGUCUUGGAUGACAUCCAAUGGGCUGAUAUAUCGUCGCUUGACAUCAUGGAUUGCUUGAUAUCAGAUGUGAAGAAUCCACACCCAGUAAUGAUGAUUGGUUGCUAUCGAUCCAACGAGGUUGAUGAAAAUAGCAUCCUCUACAACCGUAUCAAGACACUCGAAGAAAAGAAAGAAUACCUUUCAUUUCAUAUCACUGAUAUAUUGCUGGACAGCUUUGAUGUUUACGAUGUGAACAAGUUGAUAAUGUCCAUGAUGUCGAUUGAUGAUGAAUCGACCACUCUUCCGCUAGCUGAAGUAUGUCACAAGCGCACUCUGGGAAAUCCAUUCUUCUUGAUUGAGUUCAUGAGAGUGCUGCACACAGAGAAGCUCUUGGAAUUUAACCUUGGAUUGAUGAAAUGGGUUUGGAAGACGAAGAAGAUCGAAGAUGCAACUAUGUCAACAGCUAACGUCGUCGAUCUGCUUCAAAACAGGAUGAGAAAACUGUCAAAAGACCAACAGCUGCUACUGCAGUAUGCAGCAUGCCUCGGGUCAUCCAUUUUUGCUCCGAAUAUUACUUUUGUUUGGAAGGAACAUGCUCUUGCCCUGUCACUCAGUUCGAAUAAGGAUGUGGUUGCCAUGCUUGAAGUGGUAAAGGAUGCUAAUUUCAUCGAACUCUGUGGAGAAGAUGAGUACCGUUGGGUUCAUGAUAAAGUACAAGAGGCGGCUUUUUCAUUGUCAGAUUUGGUGACCCCGUCCUUCCAGUGUGCCCUUGGAGUCUGCUUAUUCCAAGGUUUGGAAGACUCGCAGCUUGAGAAGCAGCUUUUCGAUGUUGUCGAUUUGAUCAACAAAGGGAAUGCAAUAGAAAGCCUAGAACUUGCCGAACUGAAUCUACGGGCAGCAAAGAAAGCACGAAGAAUCGCAGCCUUCCAAAGUGGUGCAAACUAUGCCAACAGCGGUAUCAAGCUGCUUUCAUCAGAUGACAUGUGGAGAACCAAUCGAGAGCUUCUGCUUGAGCUGUACACGUUAUCUGCUGAAAUGGAAUUGGCAAUUGGACGUAUCAAUGUGGUUGACGUACGGAUCCAAACAGUCCUCGCCCGGAAGAUUUUUACCACCGAAGAGACAAUGCGACUUCAAAUUAUUAAGGUUGCGAAUCUGUACUCUGUGGAACUUCGCUUUGACGAGGCAGUAACUUAUGGUGUUCGUGUGCUCAAGGAAAUUGGAUACAAUUUUGUUUGGCCAAAGAAACUGGUUCCUCUGCAAGCGCUAAUGUUGAUGACGAAAACCAUCAAGAAACUGAUGGCCUUGCCCGCAAGCCACUUCAACAACAUCCCUUUGAUGCAAGAUCCAAAACACCUUUCUAUUGUGCAAAUGUUGUCCAAACUCCAUCAUGCGACAUACAAUGUUGGUGAUCUUCCGCUAAAUUUCGUCGUCAUAUGCAGGUCUAUCUCAUUGACAUUGAAACACGGCCCUAAUGAUCUUUCGGCGCCAAAGCUUGCAGCUCUUGCUGCGUGUUGGAUGUUUAUAAAGAAUGACCAUGCUACAUGUUCGCAUAUCCUCAAGUUGAUAUUCUCAAUUCAAAGAAGAUUUGGCAUUCGGAAUGCUGCUGAGACAUAUGCCACCAGCUUGGGGUUUGUACAAUGUUAUAUGAAGCCGUUACACGAAAGUCUUCAGCCUGCUUUAGGCGGAUAUGUUCAAGGAUUGAAAGAUGGCGAGAUCGAGAACGCCAUGUCGUGCCUAUGUCUAAGAUUUCUGUAUUUGCCAUAUCUAAUGGGGAAACCUCUUUCCUCAAUAGUCGAAGAGUUUCCAAAGCUGGCGGCCCAAUUGGAGGAAGCGAAGCGCGCAAAGGAACUUUGGGCCUUUCGAGCGUUGUGGAAGAUGAUGUUGAACUUGCAAGUACCACCUGAUGAGGCAUCAAAGAAGCUUGACGGUGAAGACUUGGAACUAUCAGAGGACGACAGGAAAUCGUGGCACGUUGGUUUUACAAAUUUUGCCAUUGGUGAAAUGCUGCUCUUUCUAUUCACGGACCACGAAGCUCGAGUGGAACGAUUGCUUGGGGAAGAGAAAGGAAACACUUUUCCCGAAAAAAUUCCGGCUUUCCUUCUUGGUACAAUCGACACUUUUCACAGAGGCAUUGCAUGGUAUGCCAUGGCUCGACGAACUGGCCGGAAACGGUACAAAUCCGAGGCAAAAAAAAUUAGAAAGGCGGUGUCUUCGUGGGUAUCGGCGGGGAAUCCAAAUGUCGUCCAUUACGACUUGUUACUAAGUGCCGAACAGGCCGUAUUGGACAAGAAAUAUGACAAGGCUGAUGAUUUCUACAGAAGGGCCAUUGUCAGUGCUGCUCGUGGCGGUUUUCUCCAUCAUGCGGCUCUAUUCAACGAAAGAUUUGCAGAAUAUCGAAUUGACAUACAUGGCGAUAUUGACGAUUACAAGUAUUAUACGCAAGAAGCGAUUCGAUACUACACGGAUUGGGGGGCAGUCGGCAAAGCGAAAGAACUGGAGCAAAAUAUGAUAAGGUGCAAUGAUUCCGACUUUUCUAAUGAUUAG
This is a messenger RNA of Cylindrotheca closterium, 3615 nucleotides long. Lineage: Eukaryota; Bacillariophyta; Bacillariophyceae; Bacillariales; Bacillariaceae. The record is from the annotation of a GenBank genome assembly.